Prorocentrum cordatum is the source of this 1548-nucleotide messenger RNA. Lineage: Eukaryota; Dinophyceae; Prorocentrales; Prorocentraceae. The record is from the annotation of a GenBank genome assembly.
AUGGCCGCUGCGGAGAGCACCGUGACGCUGUCCAUGGACGAGGUGGCCAAGCACAACACGAAGGAGGACUGCUGGGUGGUGCUGUACGGCAAGGCCUACGACCUGGGGAAAUUCGCCAAGGUGCAUCCCGGGGGGGCGAAGCUGAUCUUCGACUGCGCCGGGAAGGAUGCGACCGCCGUGUUCGACCCCAUCCACCCCAAGGACAUCAUGCAGAAGCUGCUGAAACCCGCCCUCACCAUGGGCGUCGUGGACCCGACCACCAUCCGGGAGGAGCACAAGGCGAAGCCGCCGGAGAAGGCGGCUCCCGCCCCGAAGAGGGCGGCGCCGGCGGUCGCGGACGGCGAGGCGCAGAUCGUGGAGUUCGUGAAGCCGCCGCUCGCCGCGAUGCUGAACACGUUCGACUUCGAGUCGGUCGCCCGGGAGGUCAUGGAGUCGCAGGCCUGGGGCUACUACUCCAGCGGCGGUGAUGACGAGAUCACCCUCCGCGACAACCACAUGGCUUUCCAGCGCGUCACGAUGCGGCCGCGCAUCCUCGUGAACGUGUCGGAGAUCGACCUUACCACCAGCUUCCUGGGCGUGUCGUCCGCGCUGCCGCUGUACUUCACCGCCACCGCCCUCGCGAAGCUGGCCCACCAGGACGGCGAGGUGGCCAUCGUGAAGGCCGCUAAGAAGGCUGGCGUCCCGUACAUGCUGCCCACCCUCAGCUCUUACACCUUGGACGAGAUGUUGGACGCGCGCGCGCCCGGCCAGGAGCUCUUCUCGCAGCUGUACGUGAACCCGGAGCGCUCCCGGACGCAGGAGUACGUGGAGAAACUCGAGAAGAAUGGCGUUCGCGCCCUCUUCGUCACCGUGGACGCGCCACAGCUCGGGCGGCGCGAGAAGGACAUGCGCAACAAGUUCACCCAGCAGGGCUCCGACGUGCAGGGGGAUGACGAGGCGGAGGGCGAGGUGGACCGCUCGCAGGGCGCCACCCGGGCGAUCAGCAGCUUCAUCGACCCCAGCCUCAACUGGGAGGACGUGCCCUGGCUGCAGUCCAUCACCAAGAUGAAGGUGCUCCUCAAGGGCGUGCAGUGCGGCGAGGAUGCAGUGCAGGCGUACAAGGCCGGCCUCGCCGGGUGCGUGCUCUCGAACCACGGCGGCAGGCAGUUGGACACCUGCCGCUCGGGGAUCGAGGUACUGCCCGAGGUCAUGGAGGCCCUGCAGGCGGCGGGCUACAAGAAGGAGGACUUCACCGUCUUCAUCGACGGCGGCAUCCGGCGGGGCGCGGACAUCUUCAAGGCCGUGGCCCUCGGCGCGGCCGCCUGCGGCAUCGGCCGCCCGGUGCUCUACUCCCUCGCUUCCUACGGCGAGAAGGGCAUCGUGCGCAUGGUGCACAUGCUGCAGGACGAGCUGCAGAUGGUGAUGCGCCUCAGCGGCACCGCGAGCAUCCCGAGCAUCACGCCCAACCACGUCAUUACCAGGAACCUAGCCGACCACGUCGUCCCGCUGCCGCAGGACAACCUGGUACAGGGCACGUACAUGCCGCUCAUGCCGGCGGCGAGGCUGUGA